This is a messenger RNA of Panthera uncia (snow leopard), 586 nucleotides long. RefSeq names its product MyoD family inhibitor domain containing 2 (gene MDFIC2). The transcript has 2 exons. The coding region runs from base 23 to 502 and encodes 159 amino acids. The record is from RefSeq and is a predicted model, not a curated record. Lineage: Eukaryota; Metazoa; Chordata; Mammalia; Carnivora; Felidae.
UUUUUUCUUCUUUCGUCUAGAUAUGCAACUCACAAAUGAAAAGCAUGCAGACGAGAAACCCAUUAAUGCUAUCAUUAUAAAUUCAGUAUCCGAAUUCAAUAUCACAGAUGGACCAGCCAAGGAAACCCCCAGUGAGAAAAAACUGUCAGAAUUCAGCACAUCACUGUCCUCCCUUGAAGAAUGCCAAACGAAAUUUUCCUACCUCCAAACUGAUACUUCAGUUCAUCAGAGAGACACUGAUGAGGAGUGUGCCUCUCUCAUCCUCACCUGUUUGUUUUGCCAGUUUUGGGACUGUCUCCUGAUGCUCCCAGAUACGUGCGAAACAGUGUGUACCAAACUGUGCUGCCCCUCUCACAGGUACCACCACACCUCAGAUGAAAGCCACCCGCGGAACGACUGCAAGUGCAACUGUGACGUCGACUGCAGUCUUUUUGAAUCUUGCCACGAGACCAGCGAGUGUCUGGAGUUGGCCAUGGAGAUUUCAGAAAUCUGUUACCGCUAGCACAAUGAAGUCAACCACGUUCCGGCAGACCCUUUGGCCCCACAGGGAAACUCCAUGACAAUAAGACUGAUUUCUAUGCGCUGA